Hypoxylon trugodes is the source of this 1135-nucleotide messenger RNA. Its product is annotated as amine oxidase. The record is from RefSeq and is a predicted model, not a curated record. Bases 191 to 937 code for a protein of 248 amino acids. The transcript has a single exon. Gene Ontology annotation, molecular function: oxidoreductase activity. Lineage: Eukaryota; Fungi; Ascomycota; Sordariomycetes; Xylariales; Hypoxylaceae.
CCAUGUUCAGCUCUGAGCCAGAUGAAUUGAGUUUUCUGUGGUUCUUGACCUGCAUUGCACGCCAUACCACCCUAACCAAUAUGAUUUCGGACGCUAAAGAUGGGGCACAAUAUCUCCGGGUCCAAGGAGGUAGAUAUUUCCACUCCCAUUUCCACGGAGCAUCUCAGCUAACAAUUCAAUCCUAGGUACUAUGCAGUUCUCUGAACGCCUUGCCGAGGAGCUCCAUCCCGGCACGGUUCAACUAGCGACGCCGGUAACAAAAAUCCAGCAGCUGGGGACUGGGACCGUCCGCGUCUCCGCCGGUCUUUCCAAAACCGUCUAUUGCAAAAAGGUCAUCAUUUCUGCGCCCACUUCCACAUAUUCGCAAAUCGAAUUUCUACCGCCGCUUCCUGCGCCCAAGAGGCUGCUUAGCGAAUCUACAAUUUUAGGCUAUACUAGCAAAGUUGUCCUCGUGUUCGAGAGACCCUGGUGGCGUGAAGGUCCCAAAGCCUGUUCCGGCUCUAUUAGCUGCGCCGACGGCCCCAUCACCUUCUCACGAGAUACCUCUUAUCCAGAUCAGGGACUGUGGUCUAUUACAUGCUUCAUCAAUGGUAAACACGCACGUGAGUGGUGUCCACUUCCAGAAGCACGGCGGAAAAAAGAGAUUCUAGAAUAUUUCAAUAAAGCGAUGGGAACCAUUUUCGAAAUCGUACCACCGCCUAUCGCUAUCCACGAGAUUUCAUGGUCAAAUUACCAAUGGUAUCCCGGGGGACCAUGUCCUGGCAUGGGUCCCAAUCUCCUGACUUCUGAGGCUGGCCUGUCGCUCUGCGCUCCUUUUGGGGAUGUCCAUUUCGUCGGAACCGAGACUGCGCUGAAGAAUCCAGGUUAUAUGGAUGGUGCCUUACACUCGGGGAGUCGCGGGGCGAAUGAAGUUAUGGCUGCGCUUGAGGGUUACUGACCCUCUAUAUCAAGAAAUUCGGUUUUUAUAGAUUUGGAAAUCAACCGUUAAAUCGUGUGGUCAUAACCAAUUAUUAAUAUAUUCCGGUCAACCGUCAAUAAACCCAUGGAAUCCGGUCGUAGUGUUUUUUAACCAUUCUCGGAGUAUUCAUCAAGAGGGCGCAGCUAUGAAAAGGCAGCAGGGAUGCUGAGGAGUAAA